AGUUUUUGGUAUUUGCCUGCUCAGACUCUCGAGUUUGUCCAUCGCAUAUCCUCAAUUUCCAGCCAGGUGAAGCCUUUAUAGUCCGAAACAUUGCCAGUAUGGUCCCUCCAUAUGACCAGAAAAAAUAUUCUGGUGUGGGGGCUGCCAUUGAAUAUGCAGUAUUACAUCUGAAGGUGGAGAAUAUUGUGAUCAUUGGGCACAGCUGUUGUGGAGGAAUAAAGGGACUCAUGUCUAUCCCAGACGAUGGGACCACUGCUAGUGAUUUUAUAGAAAAUUGGGUCAAAAUCGGAUUGCCCGCCAAGGCCAAGGUGAAAGCAGAAUGCGGCAAUUUGAAUGUAACAGAACAGUGUACCUACUUGGAGAAGGAGGCUGUAAAUAUAUCACUGGGAAACCUGUUAACUUAUCCAUUUGUGAGAGAGGCUGUGGCGAAAAAAACCCUAUCUUUGAAGGGUGGACACUAUGAUUUUGUCAAAGGAUCUUUUGAGCUUUGGAGUCUUGACUUUGGCCUUUCACCCUCUGUAUCUGUAUGAGCACCUGCAUUUUGCAAGUAGCUGCCUUCUUUCAUCGGAACUUUUCCUCAAAGCGCUUGCUGUACAAGUCAUUAUGGCGACAAUUUGAUGAAAAUAAAUGUUUCUGGCGUGUGAAAUAUAUUUUAUGUUUAUCUUCUUCAUCUUUGAACCAACUUGUUUGACAUUGUAUAUUCUAAUAAGUAAAAUGAUGGAUUUUUAUGUUGAGAGUUCAUGCAUAUAAUAAAUACAUGGUUAAACAAAAGGCCAUUGUAGAGCAACAUCAGAUUAUGAUGUCCCUUUCCCAGUUGACG
Messenger RNA from Ilex paraguariensis (yerba mate), 820 nucleotides. NCBI's taxonomy places the organism in Eukaryota, Viridiplantae, Streptophyta, Magnoliopsida, Aquifoliales, Aquifoliaceae. The record is from the annotation of a GenBank genome assembly.